CAGGAUAUUAUAGAAUAUGGCUGGAAUUGCUUUGGACGAAUAUGAAUUGCUGGGCGAUCCACGGUAUCGCUCAUAUAUUUCUGCGGUUGAUAAAGCCCUAAAAAAUUUUGAAUACACCAGUGAAUGGGCAGACCUCAUAUCUGCUUUAGGGAAAUUAAACAAGGUUCUAUUGAGUAAUGUCAAGUAUUCCGUCAUUCCAAGACGUAUCACUAUUAGCAAGCGUCUUGCACAGUGUAUGCAUCCAGCUUUACCGAGUGGUGUCCACUUAAAGGCAUUGGAAACCUAUGAUAUUAUAUUUAAAUCCAUUGGCCCUGUGAGAUUGAGUCAAGAACUUUUUAUUUAUAGUGCUGGACUCUUUCCUUUACUUGGAAAUGCAGCUAUGAGUGUAAAACCAAGCUUGUUAACAAUUUAUGAAAAUCACUUUGUACCACUAGGAGAGAAACUCAGGCCUGGAUUGAAUGGCUUUUUAAUAGGUGUACUACCCGGCUUGGAAGAAGGUUCUGAGUACUAUGAAAGAACAGAUGAAUUGCUUUUAUGUGUGUGCUCAAACGUAGAACAGAGCUACUUCUAUGGUUGUAUGUGGAAAUGUAUUCUUUCCAAUCCUACAAUAAGGCUGCCUGCAAUUUCUUUUGUAAUUAACCAUUAUAAUCGUCGACUUUCAAUGGAGGAUCAGCUGCAUGUGAUUGGCACUGAUAUUGAUACAAUGGUUCAAGGUCUGUGUGCUGCCCUUCAAGAUUCUAGUGUUCUAGUUCAAAGGUGUGCCUUAGAUUUAUUAUUGUUGGGAUUUCCAUUUCAUCGCAAUCAAUUAGUUUCAUCUGAUAUGGUUCAUGUUGUGACUUCAGCUUUGACAGUUGUUUUAAGACGAGAUAUGUCUUUGAACAGACGUUUGUUCUCCUGGCUUAUGGGUGGAGACAUGUUAAGCAGUGACGAUUUGUAUAAAUCAUCAACUGCAUCUUCUGAACAAUGUGAUGAAAAUUCCUACUUUAAAAGAUUUUCAAAAGAUUUUUUAUUGAAAGCUCUCCAAGUUUGCUUUGAUAAUCCUCAGAGUGUGAUAUCAUCGGCCAGCAUGCCCUCCAAUGCUGAAUUGUGGUGCUACAGGCUACUUAUUAGCUUAUUGGAUCGACCUGAAAUUAGUUCAGUUAUAGUGGAUGACAUUUUAAUGGAUAUUUUUAGAUCUCUGUAUUUGACUUGUAACUUUCUGGAAAAGAAUCCUGUGGCCUGUGAAAAAAAGCUUCAAAAGCAUCUCAAGGAUUGUGGAGAACUAAAAAAAGCUGCAAAUUUACUUUUUGGAACAUUAGAGCCAUCAUAUUUGUGGGACUAUUCUGCUAAACAUUUUGAAAAUUCUUGCCAAAUAUCUAUCUCUGAAAACCAGAGAAAUGAUAUUUCAAGAGAAAAAAAAUUAGAAGUUCUCAAAGUUGGAUCUGGAAAUCCAAAUUUAAAAGAAUUAUGCUGUUUAGUCAGUUUUUUAUUAGAUGUUGUCUCAUUGGAAACUUAUUUAGAAGCUCGUACAGAAUAUCUUCCUAAACUUUUGUGUCAUAUUUUUGAUGUUAUUUCAAAAUAUUGCAAAUCCCUCUCUGUCUGUGAUAUAUCUGUGGCAGUUCAAUUGUGUUCGAAACUUCUGUCGAAGGUUCAACCGCCAUUGAUAAAUGCUAACUCUGAAGAUGUUUUAGAGUCAAGAAAAAAUACUGAUCAUGAACAUUUAAAAGAAGCUGGGAAAGAAAGUAAUAAUUCUUCUAAAUUCUGUCUUGUAAGUACAACAGAGAAUGAUGUAUUGAGAGAAGCUUCAAAAUCUUUUGAAUUUUCAAUUGAGGACCAGAUUAUAAGGUUGGAGUUUGAUGAUUGUUGUAAAGAUGAGUAUAAUUCCAGUGACAUUGAUAGUAAUAUUAAUUUGUGUGUUGAAAAAUAUAAAAUUCUAUUUGUAACAUUUUUAAAAGAAAAACUCAUCCUUGAUGUUCCAAAAUCUUUAAGCUGUUAUGAAUCUUUAGUGCUACCAGAACAAGAUGAUAAAAUGCAAAGAGAAAAGAAUCUUGACAAGUUGCUAAACCAAUGCUUACAGAUGAAGCGUGAACAUUUUUCAGAUGAGGAAAUAAAAGAAUUCAAAAAGGAUGUUCUUGAUAGUGCCUCUAAGCAGAUUAUUUCUCUGCACAAUGAAGUUUUAAACAUCAACUCAGAUUCGUCUAUUUGUCAAGCUUUUGAAAAACUGUGUAAUCUUCUCAUUGAAUUAUCAUCAUUUCCCACAUUUUACACCAAUUCAAAAAACUUAUAUGAUAAACAUUUGAGAGCACCUAGAUCAUCUUUCAUACCAGAGUGGUUAAAACUGAUAAUUAUUUUAUCAUGUUUUUCAAAUUUGGAGGAAAUAUUCUUUAUUGCAACAUCAACAUUGUUCGACCUUAUAACCUUAACUAAGUCAGUUCUUCAUAACAAUGAAAUAAAUGAAGUUGCCUCUGUGACAACAACAGCUCCCAGUUCUGGAUCUCCUUCAAGCUCAUCUACCGUUGUUUUAGUUGCUUUAACUCCUGCUGUGAGUUUUUCACAACUUGAAUUUCUCUCAUCUGAUACAAUUUUAUUUGGAAUUGCUGCAAAAAAAUUGUGGAACUAUGUUGGAGAUGAAAGACCCAACUUCUGCUUACGAGGAACAGAGUUGUUACAGCAAGUGCAUAAUUUGUCUUCUGCAAGUUCUGUGUGUGAGGAUGUUAUAUGCAGAUCAAUGGCUUCAGGAGAUGAAAUGUUCCAAGUUGAAGCACAAAAGAAAUUUAGUGUUUUAUGGCAUCUAACUCGAGAUUUGAGUUUGAAGUCUACUCCUUCUACAAUGACUCGAGUUUUUGACAGGUGUUUAUUUCUGAUGUUAGACAACCUUGGUAAAGAAACUGGACCUCAAAAAGCUAUAUCACAAGCUUGGUUAAAUCAUUCACUACAGCGUGGUGAUGUUGCCAGAAUUCUAGAGCCAAUCUUGCUAGUUCUUCUUCAUCCUGACUCUGCAAGAGUGUCUGUGCAACAUGUUAAUGUUCACCGUCCUAAAAAAAUCAUAAUAUCAGACGAAAAAGAUAGCUCUUAUCAUGAUGAUGUUGAAGCAAAAGUUUAUGCUAUAAGUAGUGUUUCUGGUCAUGUAAUAUAUCAUAUAAGUGAUGAUAGUCAUCCAACAUCACAACAACCAAGUCCUGAAAAGAAAAUUUUAGCUUUAACUUCUGUGAUCAAUGCAGAUUCGAAUAAAGGCUCUACUAUUAUAACUCAUAAUUCUAUGAUACAAGAAUUUGAACUUCCUUCUAGUCAUGAGCGUGAUUUGAAAUUAUCAAUCUCUGUUUUUGUUAAUCCAUUUGGAUCUCUGUCAUCUCUUGCAAGUGAUUCUCAUUUAGAUUAUGCUACUUUUGCAUCAUCUGAUUUAUCCCAAGCCAAACGCAUGGAAAGUUUUAGAAAAAGUUCAUUUGAUGAAGAUAUGUGUGAAAAUGAUGAUUCUGCUAAUUAUGAGUUAUCCAUUGAAAAUACUGUUUUAUCACUUUUAGAUGAAAUUGUUACUCAAGUAGUAAGCUCUGAAAAUCAUGAAAAGGAGUAUCUUUCUUCUGGUGAUUUUUCUCUGAAUGAUGAUUACCUUGAUGAUGGAUUUUCAAACUCAUGUGAUUUAAAUUCUUCCUAUAAAAAGUGUUCAGAUUACAAUAAAGUAGCCCAAAUGAGUGUUCAUCCAUUGCAUACAUAUAUUCUUUUAUACUGUCAAGUGUAUGAUUCUAAAAAAACGUUAUAUGCUUUGUAUUCCCUCAAAGCAAUUAUACUGACUAAUCCAAGAAUUGCUUUGUGCAGUAUGGCAACGUCUAAUAUAAGUAAUUCGUUGAGUUUAAGAGGGCAGCAGUUACAACUGUUAUUGGCUCGUCAUCGGAAAUCUGUGUUUGGUAAUAAUUUUCAUGGUGAAUUGACAGCCGAGGCAACGACCAUGUUCAGGAGUAACACUUAUGUUGAAGUCAUUGUUGCAACAUGCUUAUACCAUGUUCGAAGUCAUUACCCAAAUUUUCCUCAGGUUCGAUUGACUGAAGAUGAAGUAUUAGGAAAUAGAAAUGUUCGAUUACUUUGUAUGGAAGUUCUUACUUUAGUCUUUUCUGAGUUAGUUGGAAUUGUGAAAGACAGUGGAAAGUGUUUUGCUUCCUAUUUGAUUGAUCUUUUGCACAGAACUAAAGUUCAAAAAACCUUGUUACACUGUCUUGCAGCUAGUGUUUAUGAUUCUCAAUUGAAAGUACUAUCUCUGGAAGAAAAAUCUGUUACUUUUACAGAAACUAUUGUGGAAUUUAACGAGAAACCAUCUAUUGUUGGGAAUCAAAUGAAGUAUCAUUCCAAUGAUUUUCAAGAUACUUAUCAGGUUCAUUUAUUGAGAUUGAUGGCUACACUAAUUGUUCUUGAAGACACAGUAAUUGCUCAAAAUGCCGCUGAAAAAGAUGUUGUUGCCACUUGUGUGUCUAAAACUGUGGAUUCUAUAGCCGAGAAAAAGAAUGCAAAAACAAGCACUCAAUCCUCAUCAAAAUAUCAACCAGGUGUACCUGUACCUUGUCAAGCAAUGUUUCUGAGUGCAGUUCUCACUGCAUUGCGUCAAGAUCAUCGGGCCCACCUUCAUAUACAUUGGUUAUCAUUAGUUACAUCUGCUUUGCCUUUCAUGGGAAGAUGGCUACCACGCCUGAUUAUGACAGUAGUUAAUCAACUUUGUGUAAAUUUAGAAAAAAUUUCCUUAAUGUUUUGGGUAUCUCCUUCAAAAAUGAAAACAGAACGUGAAUCCUUUCAAUCUGAAAAUCAGUUUAUCAUGCCUCCAGACUUUUUGAUCACAAUAAUAGAAGGCUUAACUACUUUAUGCCACUAUUGUUUGUUGGACUGUUCACCACCAGUUCUGUCACCUUUAAAUCAACCUCCUUUACCACCUGUUCCAUCACAACCUUAUGCUCCUGGCACUAGUGCUUCGCAAAUAAUUUCUAACCUGAUACAUGUAUUCUCCACUUCAUCAAAUCAAAAGGAAAAUAAUGGACAUGACUCAGUUGCAGCAAUCGAUCCCGUUCUGUCAGCAAAGCGUGUUUUACUUAGUAAUCUCCCUAGAGUUAUUUCAAGUAUUACUUCAGUAUUUAGAAUUGUCACAGAAGUUGAUAAGCAGAAUCAGCAGCGAGAGUGGUGGAUCAUGGGUACACCAAAGAUUGUGAAGCAACACAUACUAAGCUUUCUUAGUCCCAUUUCUCUAAACCAUGGACCAAAUUUUAUGGCUGCUGUUGCAGUUGCAUGGCAUGAAAGUAGAGUGGAAAACGAUAAAAAUUCCAAAAAAGUUAUUCCUACAUGGUCACCAGAUCAACUUCUUCUUGUAGAACUAGUUGCAGCAAUAAAAGUUCUGCCUUUAGAAUCCAUUGUUCAAACUGUUAGACAAGUUUUAAAGCAACCUCCUCAAAUGUCACAAAAAAAUAAAAUAUCUAUUGAAGUCAAUACCUUACAAUUUUUUCUUGCAUAUGUUCAACAAACAUCAGGUUCCCAACUUAUUGAAACGUGGCAGUCAUUACUCGGCCUAUGGAGAGAUGGGUUGCAAUUAGCAUUCCCCCUUGUUCAAUUCCAUUUAUUAAGCAUUCUUCAUGAAUUUGUACAAAGAGCACCAUUAUUAGAAGACAAGAAAUCACAGAAAGACCUACAGGAUAUAGCUCAUAAACUGAUAGAAGCUUGCAGCUCUGUAGCGUGUGACAGUUUGGAGCAAACUACUUGGUUAUGGCGUAACCUUGCUGUCAAACCUGGACCGCAAUCUGAAGUCCCUGCUUCUGCUGAAGUUGAAAAUUCAACACUAACGGAGUCUUCAGAUUCUUCUGGGACAGUUUCAAAACCUCAGAAUAAUAAUGCUCAAUAUAGUGUUCAAGCUUUGUGCUGUUUAGCUGAAUUUCUCGCACCUGUGUUGGAUUUUGUUUAUGUUGGGGAAGAGAAAGAAAAAGUAAUUCCAUUGCUAAGCAAUAUAAUGCAUUAUGCCACCCCUUACUUGAAAAAUCAUAGUACACAUAAUGCGCCCAGUUUUCGUGCUUGCUGUCAGCUACUUGCUAAUAUUUCUGGUUAUCAACAUACUAGAAAAGCCUGGCGAAAAGAAGCUUUUGAGUUACUUUUAGAUUCCUCGUUUUUUCAAAUGAACUUUACAUGCCUUACAUAUUGGAGAUCAAUUAUUGAUCAUCUCAUGACUCAUGACAAAACAACUUUUAGAGACUUUAUGUCUAGAGUUGCAGUAGCACAGUCUGGUUCACUCAACUUAUUUAGUAGUAAGGAACAAGAGUAUGAGCAACGAUCCAAUUUAUUAAAAAGACUUGCUUUUGUGCUAUUUUGUAGUGAAAUUGAUCAGUAUCAGAAGUAUAUGCCAGAUAUUCAAGAACGAUUAACAGAAAGCUUAAAAAUGUCACAUGUUCCAAUUGUGCAAGCUCAAAUUUUUCUGUGCUUUAGAGUCUUACUAGUUCGGAUGUCACCUAACCAUGUUACUUCUCUUUGGCCUGUCAUCAUAACAGAGAUGGUUCAAGUUUUUACUCAAAUAGAAUAUGAUCUUUGCUCUGACUCUGAAGAAUUCAGUGAUGGUGGUGGUCUCAGAAAGACUCGCAGUUCACAUUUGCGAAGGAUGUCUAACCUAGAUUCAUCAUGGGUAGUCAGCAAUAAUAAUGGUCUUAAUGCUCACAACCAUCCUGCAUGGCUUCAUCUAUAUUUAUCAGCAUGCAAACUAUUAGACAUGGCUGUUGCACUACCGGCAAAUGUUCUUCCACAAUUUCAAAUGUAUCGAUGGGCAUUCAUUGGUGACAGCCCACCAUUGUCUACAGAUUAUGAAGAAGUAGUUAAAACACCUCAUCCUGAUUCACCAGAAUUUGUGCCCCAUAUAAUAAGAUUAGCAAGUUUAUUAAAUAAAAAGAUUCCUUCAGAUGACCAUCUUCCAUUUGCUUCUGGACAAUUAUUGCUAAAAAUGAAGAGCAUCAAGUCAAUUUUACAGCUACAGCCAUUUUUUAAUACUCUUUCGGACAUAUCAAACUGCAAACAUACACCAGAAACGGAACAACUUGAGAUUAAAAGGCUUGCUGAAGAAAACUCCUCUCUCAUGUCAAAAUCAAAAUCUGCUCCAGAUUUACAUACUUUAUCAAGUAAAACAUUUCUACUGUAUUCAAAUUCAUCUAAAAGCACUGCUGAGCAAAUUGAACUUAUAUUAGAGUCGGACUUUUUAGAAGAAUGUACGUGA
This is a messenger RNA of Uloborus diversus, 7198 nucleotides long. Its product is annotated as protein dopey-1-like. The record is from RefSeq and is a predicted model, not a curated record. Bases 17 to 7198 code for a protein of 2393 amino acids. Lineage: Eukaryota; Metazoa; Arthropoda; Arachnida; Araneae; Uloboridae. Gene Ontology annotation, biological process: Golgi to endosome transport. The transcript is spliced from 30 exons. Gene Ontology annotation, cellular component: endosome; trans-Golgi network.